CUCCUGCCGCUACCGGGCCUCCCCCGGGCGACGGGGAACAGGCCGAGAUGGCAUCGGGUAGUGAAAACGGUGCUUCAACUGGAGGAAGCGCCGCUUUCAAUGAAUUUGUGUCCCAGUUCAACGCUCGCUUAGAGCUACAGUAUUUCCCACCGACCAGCAACGGCCAGCAGCCUGCCUCGGGCGCGGCGCCACCACCGUUUUCGCCUUAUGUGAUCGCUUCCAACCUUACACCGACGGCGGCCGAAUUUGUGCCCCGUAAGUAUCAAUCCUCCUUUGCCACGCCGCAGGCAGCUCCGUUGGAAUCGUACGUCCUGGCAACCGCUCCGCCGGUGUUCAACAAUGUUUGCGAACGGCCUACCUCCUCGGCCAUCGAUCGAGAGGAUCGAGAAGAAAAUGGUCGCGCGGGCCCAUCCAACCAUUUGCAUGGUUCCGGUCGGGCCGGUUUCGGUGUUGGCAGUAGUCGCCCGAGACGCAACGAAAGUCUGAAACCGCGCAAUGGUUGGCACACCCGGGACGAUCGUCCCGUUGGGCGUGGGAAGUGGAAGGCAAAUCAACCGAUACCGGGAAGUGGACGACUGCAACGGAUGCACGACCACGACGAUGACGACGAUCGUUCGUCGACAAUGAAUGGAGAAAGCGCAUCAUCGUCGCGUUACGCCAGCGGAAGACAUCAAAGGGGAAAUCAAAGGACACUGCACCACCAUCAUGAUCAAGAUCGUCUAGCGCAAAACGUUCCCGCUGCCCCCGCGGUCGAUGAGAACCUGGUUAAACCGCUUUCGAAGUGUUCACAGCGGGAAAAAUUGAUGCGCGAAAUUGAAUGCUACCGGCUGGAGUGUUUGGUGUGCUGCGAGAUCGUUAAGCCGAUGCAAUCGACGUGGUCCUGCGGGAACUGCUACCACAUACUGCAUCUUACGUGCGUCACACGUUGGGCGACCAGUUCGCAGUCGGACGAUGGAAGCUGGCGCUGUCCGGCGUGUCAGAACGUGCUGAAGACAGUUCCCCGCGAGUACCUCUGCUUCUGUGGGAAGGAGAAAAAUCCCACCUACAAUAGGGAAGAUCUGGCGCACUCCUGUGGCGAGGUUUGCGGUAGGCGAGACUUUUGCGAGCACCCCUGCACGUUGCUAUGCCAUCCUGGGCCUUGUCCGCCGUGUCAGGCGUCGGUGCAGCGUCGUUGCGGAUGUGGUAGGCUGGAGAAAGCGCUCCUGUGCAGCAGGAAGGAGGAUUUGCUGUGUGACGCGACUUGUGAUAAGGCGCUGAACUGUGAUCGACAUCGGUGCGCGAAACGGUGCCACGGUGGAGACUGCGAUCCGUGUGAAGAGCAGGUCCAGCACAAUUGCCACUGUGGCAAGUGCGACCGAAUGGUGGCGUGCACGAAAGGAAACCUGGAGAAAACGGUCUACGGAUGCGGUGCGGUUUGUGAUCGUCCGUUGAGCUGCGGGAACCAUCGUUGCGAACUGCUGUGUCAUGAGGGCGAUUGUACUCCCUGCAUGGACCGCCCCGAGGUGGUGCUUAGUUGUCCGUGCGGUCGACAGCCCAUCGAGGCGGGUAGUAGAACGUCCUGCCUUGAUCCCAUCCCAACUUGCACGGGGAACUGUGGGAAGAAGUUGGCGUGCGGUCCGCCGGGGGCACAUCAUUGCUGUGACGCACGCUGCCAUCGGGGUGAGUGUCCACCGUGCAAAAAGUCCACCACCGUCAAGUGUCGCUGUGGCAACAUGGACCAACCGAUGAAGUGCAAGGACCUUACGACACGGGCGGACGAUGCGCGUUGCAAAAAACGUUGCGUCCGCAGGAGGAGCUGCGCGAAGCAUAAAUGCAACCAACUGUGCUGCAUCGAUUUUGAUCACAUCUGCCCGAAAACGUGCUCCCUGCCGCUGUCCUGUGGGCGCCAUCGGUGUGAUAAACCUUGCCACAAGGGCAACUGCCAGCCGUGUCACCGGGUUUCGUUCGACGAGCUGACGUGUGAUUGUGGCGCCAACAUAAUCUACCCACCGGUGCCUUGCGGGACCAAAAAGCCGGCCUGCGAUCGACCCUGCGCUAGGCGGCACGUUUGCGAUCAUCCCGCGCUUCACAACUGCCACUCGGAAGCGGAGUGUCCACCGUGUGUUGUGCUAACGGCAAAGUAUUGCUUCGGCCAGCACGAACAGCGUGCGACUAUUCCGUGCUAUCAGCAAUCGUUCAGCUGUGGUAUGCCUUGUGCGCGACCGUUGUCCUGUGGGCGACACAAGUGUAUCCGGGCAUGCCACGAGGACAGCUGCCAACAGGACGGAGUGGUGUGCAAGCAAAGCUGCACCGCAACGAGGGAAUCGUGUGGGCACCUCUGUAAUGCAACCUGCCACGAAGGUGAAUGUCCGGAUACGCCCUGCCGUGUGAUGGUCGAUGUGACAUGCGAGUGCGGUAACCGGAAGCAGCAGCGCUCGUGUCACGAUUUUUCCAAAGAAUAUCGGCGCAUUGCAUCGACACAGCUGGCGUCGUCCGUGCAGGAAAUGCAACGCGGAGGAUCGGUUGAGCUGAGCGACAUUUUGGGCCCAAUCAGACCGAAAAACAAUAGAACCCUUGAAUGUAAUGAUGAGUGCAAGCUCCUGGACCGUAACCGAAGGCUCGCAUUGGCACUGCAAAUUCGCAACCCCGAUCUAACCUCAAAACUGCAGCCAAACUACUCGGAGUUCUUGCGCAGCUACGCCAAGAAAGACCUGGCCCUGGUGCAGAUGGUACACGACAAGCUGACCGAGUUGGUCAAGCUGGCGAAGGAAAGCAAGCAAAAGUCUCGCUCGUACUCGUUCCCGGUGAUGAACCGAGAGAAGCGCUCGGUCGUGCAGGAAAUGUGCCACAUGUUUGGCGUCGAAGCGGUUGCAUACGAUGCUGAACCGAAUCGGAAUAUCGUGGCUACUGCGGAUCGGUUUACGUGCUGGCUUCCCAGUAUGAGCUUGAUGGAGGUUUUACAGCGGGAGAACGGUCAGCGGCGCAUCGUCGUACCGAAUCUUAAUGCCUGGGGACGACCGUCUGGUGCGUCGGCAGCGUCAAGCAGCAAAUGAAUGAAAGUCGCUACUAAUAUUAGAUUCUAACCUUGCAUCGAUACAGAAUUAUUUAUACUGUUUUCGUUUUUCUAUCUUUUCACACUAACAUAAACAUCCGGCUAUUUAUAAAGUUAAUUCAUCCUCGCUUCAUGCAAAUAUACUAAAAUGUCUCCAAACUGCGGGGA
Molecule: messenger RNA, 3199 nt
Organism: Anopheles coustani
Lineage: Eukaryota; Metazoa; Arthropoda; Insecta; Diptera; Culicidae
Gene: stc
Product: protein shuttle craft
Exons: 3
Coding region: 48-3032 (994 amino acids)
Biological process (GO): negative regulation of transcription by RNA polymerase II
Cellular component (GO): nucleus
Molecular function (GO): DNA-binding transcription factor activity, RNA polymerase II-specific; RNA polymerase II transcription regulatory region sequence-specific DNA binding; zinc ion binding
Source: RefSeq, a predicted model, not a curated record